AACUAUUUGAACAAUUUGAACCAUUUGAACUUGACGUUACACGAUCGCACUCACCGGCGUCACCUAUGAUUAUUUAGUUACAUUGAGAUGUUAGAUUUCCUCAACCUGAAGAAAAGUGGCUACUUGUGUGAAUUAUGUCGUGAAAGUAUAAAAGGCGAAAACUGCACACCAAAAUCAUGCUCUCAUAUGUUUCAUAUUAAUUGCUUAGAGGAUUGGGCUAGUGAUUUUGACUGUUCUUCGGGAUUCGCCUGUCCUGUCUCUGGUUGUUCCUUAUCCUUCAGUGAAAUACUAAUCCGCAAGACACCUGGUUCUGUAAAUUUUACAGUAACGUCCUUUAAAGAGAACCACCAAUGCCCGAUAUGUUGCGAGAGGAUUCGAAAGCCUGUUGCUACUCCGGAAUCAUGCAAUCAUGCGUUUUGCUACAUAUGUCUAAAAGAGUGGUCACGUGUACGGCAUGAAUGUCCUCUGGAUCGUGGCGUUUAUGAACUUAUUUUAUUGUCUGAUUGGGUUGGGGGCCCCAUAAUAAAGCGGGUAUGUCGUAUUCUUUGUCAAAAAUAUAUAAAGCCAUAUAUACUUGUGUGAUCAGUUAUUAGAGUAUUCUUUUUCAUGAAUCAUAUUGAUCCAGCAACACAUUAGUGUGUCAACUGCUCAAUGUGUCUUACAUCGGUGUCUUUUAGUAUAUAAUGAAUAGCUAACUUACCAUGUACGCCAUUCACGAGACUUAUGGUUCCGAUUGGUCUUCGUUCAAGGUUAAUGAUUAUUGCGACCAGAUCUUAGGUCACGAUUUUUAUUUUUUAGUUGUAAGAAAACACCUUUUGAUAAUGGGCCAGAAUUACUUACAUUGUACUUUGUGACCCAAUGGGGAGUUGGGAAACCCUGAUUCCAAACCAGUUGUGCACAUGGGCUCCAGGAUCCUGAGGCACUAAAUACCGUAUCAACCAGUCGUUUGUUACCGGCUACUACGGGAUUCCAUCUUCUGGCGUUACUUCGCUACCCUGUGGAUCAGACCUUUAGGUCGAAGGCUCCGGGUGUAGUCCCCUAAUACUACCUGCUUUGGUCUGAGCACCCAGGCUGUAUCACAGCCCACACACAAAUCAAGUGGCUUGUUUAGCGUAUAUGUCUUCGGUGCCCCCUCGUACUAAUAUUUGUGUUCAAAUAAAUAAAAAUUAUUAAACAAGGUAAUUCUUGGGACUAUAUUACAACCCUAUUCAGAGAAAUAGUUAAACAAUUUUCUUUUGUGCACAGUUCGGUAUUCUCCGUGUUUAAGUGCUUUGUCUGCAAACCGUCUUCAGAAAUGCCUUUCCACCUAACCGUUGACUCCUAGUGACGUGUUCGUAUGGCUUAGUUCCUAGAUUGUAUCCACUGCCAACCCAUUUUAACCAUUUAACUAAACUCUCGUAUAAAAUGCUCAUCGGGUAACCGAUAAACUUUAUGUGGCAAUGUGGGCUAAUGGAUAUCUGCCACGUUUUGAAUUACUUCUGAAUAACUAAUUAGACCUGGCUCCCCAAGAACAAGUGGAUAGAUAACACGAUAAUCUUUUGGAUGCGUUUAUUUUAACCCACAGCUGUGCGACAUGGUCCGUGAAUUUCAGGGAAAUGCAAAUGUUCCCAGUAUAUAUAUAUAUAUAUACUCUAAUCAUUGCUGGGCUGUGAUUCAGAGAUUUUGGUAGACAUAGCCUUUCAAUUAAUGAUAUGAACUUUUAUGGACUAUUUCUGCUAGGACACACAUUAACCAUACCCUACUACCCCUUACGACGACACAAUGCUGUAUAGUACAAGGGUUGAUUGAAAAAUAUGGGCAGUCACAUUAACGAAUGACAUAGAGAUGCUAAAUCUCAAAAUAUAGCGUGUAACUUAAGAUUCCAUCCUGAAGUCAUAUUAUGAUUGGAAGUUCGCCUUCACUCAUGUGGAUUAGUUCAUUGUGAUUUUUCGUUCAUUUGACUUUUCUUCGGUAUAGUCAAUUGAAUCUAUUCAGCAUGAUAAUUUCUUAGCUAACAAUCAUUGAGUAUAAUAUGUAUCUAGUGAGAUAGAUUCGAACGCAAAUUAUUAUUUGGUUACUACCAUAUAAGUUUUCCUUACAAGAUUUGUGUUUUGGAGUAGUUGGGACUCGGAAGUAAUGGAUUUGUGGUAUCCUGAUAUCGGAGUGUAGUCGUGAUUUAUCUCUAUCACCGUAGACUGAUCAAAUCAGUUUGUGUGGUCACUGACCAGCUGUAUGAUUUGUGUUUGAAAAUGCAAUUUUUCAGGUUGGGAUCCCCAGGGAAAUCUUAAUCAGCGGUUGUAUGUGUUAAGUCUAUUAACCCUAAAUCGGUCGUUGUGGCUAUUUUAUUCAGCUUUUGUUUUCUCCCAUACUUUAGGUCUUAAUCUUUUUGUAGACCUUUCAUUGGUCAUUUUCAUUUCCUCUAUUCAAGCCAUACUUUCCGUUUGCUUUUAUCCUUACUAUCAUAUUAAUAUUACUGUUAUCCAUCUUGUUUAUUUCCUCUUGUUGUUAUAAUAUGGCAACUUAGACUGAUACAUUUUCACAUCGGAUCUUAGGUUGUUUAUGAAUAACCAGCAUUAGUUAGUUACGAAAGCUUUUCCCUUAGGUUGUUGAUGAUUCUACGUCCACUGAAGACACUAUUCAUAAAGAUGAUAUGGAGAUUCUUUCCAGGAAGCUUAAGGUCAUCCUUAAGAUUUAUAGAUAUAUCAACGUUAAUAUGUAAUACAUUUCAUACAGAGGUCAGUCAUUCACCAGGACGGUUUUGGUCUGUUUACCCUCACUUUAGACGCGUAAUUUUAUUACAUUUGUCUUUUUUGUAGCAUGGGAACUGUGGAUUCGUGUAGCAAAAUAAUUGACUUUAUUAUUCGGUUAAUGAUAGCACAGCUGCAGAAACUCGUCCAUUUAUCAUUUCAUGAAGGCCUUCUCUGGAGGAGUAUUUUAAUGCUCUAACGGGUUUUCGUAUUAAUUCAACAGUAAAAAGGGUUUUAGUCCAUUUUUAAUCGAAUAAGUUUUCUUCCUGUGGAAUUUCCAUAGAAUGUAAUCCAAAUCAUAUACCAUACAUAUAGUUGCAAACUGAUAACAAUAACUUUUAUCUGGUCAUUUUUCGCACGAACCAUAAAAACGCCCUCUAGUCACUUAUCUGUUAUCAAGAAAAUUUCACUCCCACUGAUGUGACAUAAAAUAUGCUUAGCAAUAGUUAUGGCCUUAUUAUUUCGAUGAUAUUUUCGUUGAUAUUAUGUCAUCUUAUUUUCCUACUGGUUUCUAUAGGUUAAUGCGCCACCUGUUAAACAGCAGCCUUCAGAAACACCACCAUUAGAAUUGGAUGUUAACUGUGAGGUAUGUCAUCGUCCAGAUGAUGAAGCACACUUGCUUUUAUGUGACCACUGUGAUAGAGGGUAUCAUACUUACUGUCUCCCAACCCCACUCUCAUCCAUCCCAGAUGGCGACUGGUUUUGUCCAGAAUGUCUUCGACAGGGGGUUGUCCCGCCCGAAAUAAUUGCUACCGAUGUCGCGCCAACAACAACUACUAAUAGACGUGUUCGAAGAAGUAUUCGGAGGUUAAUUGAUUCUGAGGCAGAGGAGAGUGAGCACGAUGAAUUGAACACUUCCUUAGAUUCUAGUUCAGAAAACCUCCAUUUAACACGUGAGCUUAGUUUUGCUGCUCAGCGGAGGCUUGAAGAGCAGGCUACUAGACGUCAUCGUGGACGUCGGUUAUUACAGGAUUUAAUCGCUGAUUUAAGUGAACGAAUAACAUCAGAAGCCUCUGUUCGAGCGCGACGCCGUCGUAGUCAACGACAACGUGUUCAAAAUCAGCUUGCAUCAGAAUCUACUAGUUUAAGUCCAUCUGGUCCAGCGAACAGUCAGACGACAAUCUGUUUCGAAAUAUCAUCUUCGACAAGUCAACCUGUCAGUAUCCGGUUGGGCCGUCCUCCAAGUUAUUCGAACUCUCACCACAGAAGCCAGAUUCAUAAUAUUGUUCGGUCAGAAUGUAAUGGACAAGUAUCAGGUCAUGAUCAGUCAGAGCCAUCCCGUAAAAGACUGCGUAUACUAUCCAGCAGUGAUUCGGAUUCAGAUGAUCAGAAUGGAGUUAUACUUCGUAACACAAAACUUACUGGUCACCGUUCUCGAUUACUACGAUCUCCUAGUGAGUCAGAAGUGGAAGAGUUUCCUGUUUUAGCGGGCCCAUCAUCCUCGCACGAUUCCAAUGGAGUUCAGGAAGGCAAUAUUGUCAUCCAAACGAGUACUAUCAGUCUUAAUGGGGAUGUAUGCAGCAGUAGAACUUCGGAGUCUUCUCAUAUGGAUUUCAUUCAAGAUUCUACAUUUGAAGUCACUCAUAGUAAAUCUGAUUCAGAAAAUUCUAAUUUCGAUGAAACUUUUGUUCCUGCUGUGAAAAACCCACCGAAAAAGAGAAAAACAACGAGAAAAACCAAAAGACGCUUAUCUAAAAAAGCGAAAGGCAGACAUGUCAAGAAAAGGUCACUCAAAUCCAGAUCAUUUAAGCGUUUGAGAAACAAAACAAUGCGUAAAAAGAUACGGAAACUCUCCUCGUCCCUACCGUCUGUUAGCCCGAAACCAUCAACUUCUUCCCAACUUCGAGUUCGAAAUGGCUUGAUAGGAUCUAGUCUACCUAAGUUAUCAAUUUUGGGUAAAGAAUCACAAUGCGAGUAGGUUUUUUUAGCAAUCCAUUUGUAUAACCUAAUCAUUUUGGCAUUACUUAACACCAAUUUUAAAGCUAAAUGUUCGUCUGAAUACACAUAUACUCUUAGUUAAUCAGAUCGUUUGAUCUUUAAAUUGUACAGUAAUUAGAGUUUACAAGUCACCAGUGUUUAAAAGUCGGUUGUUUGUAUAUAUAUAUAUAUAUAUAUAUGAGCAUACACGAAUAUGUAGCUUGAUAAUAAAUUAAUUACAGAUAGACCUCUCCAUUGAUUUUAUUUAUGGGAAUCGUAAUAUCAUUGAGGGAUCUACAAAGGCCCCCAAGUGCCCUGGUACGGCCGAGAGCGGGGAGAGUCCAUUCUCCCUCUCGAAAUGCUCUCACAUGGCCACGCGUGUAUAGCCUCUGCCAGGGAAGUCCUACUUACUGCCUUCUUGUGGCGGGGGUGUUGUUUACGAAAAUGAGAGAACGAAAAGCGAAUGUUCGGCGCUUUAACCGGAUUCCAAACCAAUGGUGCACAUGGGCUCCAGUAUCCUGUGGGAACAAAUGGCGUAUGAACCAAUUGUUGGUCACCGGCUUCCAUGGGACUGCAUCUCCUUACGAUGCUCCACUGCCUUGUGGAUCAGACCUUCAGGUCGAAGGCUCGGGGAGUGGCCCCCUAAGAGAACCACCUGCUUCGGUUUGGGCACCCGGGCAGUAUCACAGCCCUCACACAUAUCGAAUAAGAUUUGUGUGGCGCAUAUGUAUUUGGUGCCUCCUUGUACCAAUAUCUAUGCAUUAAAAUAAAUAAAUAAUAAAGCUACUAAUUUGCCUGGCUGUUAGUUUUCGAAAAAGCAAUUCAACUACAAUGCAUUUUACAUUAACUUCUUACAUUUAGUAUUGGCUGUAGUAUGUUUUAUCUGUGUCUGUAAUCUCUAGAUAGGUUGCGUAAAGAGUAAAUUCAUUCAUUGAAGGCUCCAUAGUUGAGAUCGUAUAAGAAAAUAUGGCAGAUUAGGUUGUUCCAUAAAGUUUUUAGUUCGAAACUAUGUGUUACACUUACUGUUUACUAAUUUAUUUUCCCCCAACCAUGCUCUCUUGUCCCUAGAAAAAUAUCAAAUAACGUCUACCUAAUUUUGUAACAUUUUACGUGAGAUUUAGUUGACUCGACUAAAAACUUGUGAGGUAUUUCUUCUUUAAACAAUUAAACAACAGUAAAAUAUACCUGAAGAUUAAUGGGAAUCUGUUAGAAACACACGUAGUUACUAAAAUCGACCAAACGUUUUGCAUGAUUAUUAUUAGUAGAAGAGUUUGACUUAUCGUUAACAUGUAUUAUCUUUUAGCUUCUAUUUGUACAUGUAGAUAAUCGUUUUUGCAUAUUUUCUAGUUUUAGACUUUUGGUCGAUGAAGAUGACGAUAAAGCAUCAAUCGUACCUUCUCUACCUAUCAUAACUGCUAGUUCCACUUCAAACAAUUCUAUUUCUCAACCGAAUCCUCGAUCAUCAACUUAUCUCAGUGACAUAGAAGCUGGACAGGCAUCAUUGUUCCGCUUUUCUACUCGUCAUAUGCAAGUAAAUCCGGAUCAUUCUAUGUCGCCUAUUCCGGUAGCCAAGGUCCCAUCACUUUCCACAAAUAAGGUCAAUAUAGCGAACUCAGUAAACAAUAAAUUCCCCUCUCUGUCUACAGUUAAUUCCAUCUCUUCUCCUUCUACAUCAGAUCGCGUAUCUUCUGUCUCCAAGCCUCUCAUAUCCUCAAAUUCAAAUACAAACUCUCAAGUAAAACAUUAUAACAAUACACCUGCAAAAUGUUCUGUUAUCAAUAAUCCUAUCCCAUCAACAUCUCACAGUUGUCCAAGUGAAGUUAAUCCUUCACAUUGUAAUUGGAGCUCUGAAUCUCUGCAAAGAGUAAAGUCUACCUUGAAACAUCAUUUAAAGGCAUAUGUCUCUUCUCACAGAAUAGACAAAGAAACUUGUCGUAAUAUUUUUCAACGUUCCUUGAGCAAGAUUAUCAACAAACCAUCUCAUAAGGUUACUGAUGAACGUAUUGCAAAGUUGGUUGAUGAUUAUGUUCAGUAUUGUUUGAGGCAUAGAACAUGAAUGUCAGUGCUUUUCUAAUGCAUUUCCCCUGUAAAUCCCACCUAUUAUUUACUUUUUAGAUUUUUUUUGUCUUUUCAUGUUUGAAUGUAACAAAUGUUAUGAAAGUUAUUAAAUUUUUCUUUAUGAAGUUGUAAUUUUUAUCGAUAUUAAUCCGAUGCUUGGUUUGCAUUACUUAUAGAAAAUAAUAUUUAUAGCAUAGUCACACCUAACAACUUGUAUACAACCUGCAAUGCAGCACUCAUUAUUUUUUUUGAUGAAUAGUACCAGUAGUUAUUUCGCUUUGGUUAAAUGUAAUAUAUUGUUCUGCAAUUCGUCAGCUCCUAUCAUGUUUCCCAUUUUAUAACAUAUAUUCAGAAAUUAAUAUGCAG
Molecule: messenger RNA, 7067 nt
Organism: Schistosoma haematobium
Lineage: Eukaryota; Metazoa; Platyhelminthes; Trematoda; Strigeidida; Schistosomatidae
Product: PHD and RING finger domain-containing protein 1, variant 2
Exons: 6
Coding region: 6169-6699 (176 amino acids)
Source: RefSeq, a predicted model, not a curated record